Octodon degus (degu) is the source of this 841-nucleotide messenger RNA. RefSeq names its product complement factor D (gene Cfd). Gene Ontology annotation, biological process: proteolysis. The transcript has 5 exons. Gene Ontology annotation, molecular function: serine-type endopeptidase activity. NCBI's taxonomy places the organism in Eukaryota, Metazoa, Chordata, Mammalia, Rodentia, Octodontidae. The record is from RefSeq and is a predicted model, not a curated record. Bases 24 to 788 code for a protein of 254 amino acids.
UCAGUGUUCGACCUGUGAUCACCAUGGCGGGCCUGGUAGUUCUGUUGCUCUUGGGGGCUGCGGUGUGUGCGGCGCAGCCUCGCGGCCGGAUCCUGGGCGGCCAGGAGGCCGAGGCGCAUGUGCGGCCCUACAUGGCUUCCGUGCAGGUAGACGGCAGACACCUGUGCGGCGGCGUCCUGGUGGCUGCGCAGUGGGUGCUGAGCGCCGCACACUGCCUGGAGGAGGCGGACGGCAAGGUGCAGGUGCUGCUGGGCGCACACUCACUAUCGCAGCCCGAGCCCUCCAAGCGCCUGUACGACGUGAGUCGCUUGGUGCCCCACCCGGACAGCAGUCCCGACACCAUUGACCACGACCUCCUCCUGCUGCAGCUGUCAGAGAAGGCGGUGCUGGGUCCGGCCGUGCAACCCCUGCCCCUGCAGCGCGUGGACCGCGACGUGGCACCCGGUACGCUCUGCGACGUCGCCGGCUGGGGCGUGGUCAGCCACUCAGGUCGCAGACCUGACCGCCUGCAGCACGUGCGCCUGCCGGUGUUAGACCGGGCCACCUGCAACCUGCGCCGGUACCACGAUGGCGCCAUCUCGGAGCGCAUGAUGUGCGCCGAGAGCAAGCGGCGCGACAGCUGCAAGGGAGACUCGGGCGGCCCGCUGGUGUGUGGAGGCGUGGUCGAGGGCGUGGUCACCUCGGGAUCCCGCGUGUGCGGCAACCCCCGGAAGCCGGGGAUCUACACGCGCGUAGCCAGCUACAAAGCCUGGAUCGACAGCGUGCUGGGCGAGGGCACAGCGGCCUGAGCAGAACUGUAGGCGGCCAGCACUGGGCACACAAUAAACGCAUUCAAAUCUGA